Molecule: messenger RNA, 1386 nt
Organism: Exophiala spinifera
Lineage: Eukaryota; Fungi; Ascomycota; Eurotiomycetes; Chaetothyriales; Herpotrichiellaceae
Exons: 2
Coding region: 1-1386 (461 amino acids)
Biological process (GO): protein N-linked glycosylation
Cellular component (GO): Golgi membrane
Molecular function (GO): glycosyltransferase activity
Source: RefSeq, a predicted model, not a curated record
AUGACAACAGGACACAAUGUGUCCUUCCGUGGGCGCUACCGCCUUGCGCGAGUCAUCCUCCUCGCCACGGCCCUCAUUAUGCUGAUAUUGUACGCGACAAGCUCAAGAUGGGAACCGGAACAGCAACAAGGCCAAGUCGCACCUCGAGUCCUCGAGACUCCUAUCGUCGAUUCCCCUGCUACAAUGCCCGCCAAAUAUACCGACCCCACGGGGGAUCGUGUUGCCACCCAUCCCAUGGCACCCGGCGAUGAAGCCUUCCAGCCGAUCGACGACCCGCGAGUACCAACUGCAAAGGCAUUGACAGAGCAUGAUAAAGAAAUCAGCCCAAGUGCGGAGGGAAGCCUCUACUCCAAGAUUGGGAAAUUGUCCAUGCUGUACUACAACGAAGUGUCUAAGGAGACCUUCUGGUACGAGCAGGCACUCGCAGGGCACAGAAUACACAACAUGCGGUUCGGUUACAAACACUUCGUCUUGCGUCAUGAAAUCGUGCCCGAUAUCUGGUCGAAGCAGGCAUUCAUCCUGUCGGUCCUGCUGCAAGAGUUGGCCAAACCCAUGGGUGAACGUCUGGAAUGGCUCUUUUGGCACGACGCUGACCUGGUCCUGAUGAAUUCGAACAUUCCACUCGAGAUAUUUUUGCCGCCCCCUGAGUUUUCUCACAUUCAUCACAUCGUAGCGAAUGAUCUGAAUGGUCUGAACGCUGGAGUCUUCUUCCUGCGUGUUCAUGAGUGGUCCAUGUGGUAUCUUUCGGCGGUCAUGUCGUAUACCAACUUUCACCCUGACAGAGUAUUGCGAUAUUCCGAACAGACGGCUAUGGAGUGGCUGAUCCAAGAGGAGAAAUGGGGAAUGAACACAACACACGUCCCGCAACGAUGGUUCAACGCGUACCAAAAUUUCGGCAUUGACAACACAGUCCCGCCAGAGUGGGAAUGGAAGCAUGGUUAUUACGAACCCGGAGAUCUCCUCGUUCACCUUCCUGGUACUGCCGACGCUCGACCAGAAGUCAUGAGGGAAUGGUUAGGCCGCGUUCAUGAUCAGAGUGCGCGGUACGAGAUACCACUGGCCGAUACGACACAUGUCAAAAACAUCACUGAAUUUUGGCUCAAUGACGCUCGCAACGAGAAGAAAAACCAAGACACGUUCUGGCGUCGAUGGCAUAUCUUGAUAAGAGUUGGAAGCCAACAAGACGACCAGGUAAGAGAGGCUGUCGCUCAAGCUGAGACCCUUGCGGAUCAAGCUAGAUUGAGUCCUGAACAAAAGGAGCAUAGAGUAAAUGAGGUCAAGGAAAAAUACAGGCUCCAGAAGAUCGCCGCACUGCGACGAGCGGAGCAAGAGAAGUUGCAAGAGGCGGGUCUGUUGGAGGAGCAGGCUCCAACGACGGACAGAUGA